AUGAAACCACCUUCACUGAACUUCAAUCUUCUAACCUUCAUUCUGGUAAAGCCUUCUUCUGUCCUUUUGCUCUAUCUUCCCCCAGAAGAUCCCUACAUCCAUACUACUGCAGUGCCAGCAUAG
Molecule: messenger RNA, 123 nt
Organism: Aspergillus niger
Lineage: Eukaryota; Fungi; Ascomycota; Eurotiomycetes; Eurotiales; Aspergillaceae
Exons: 2
Coding region: 1-123 (40 amino acids)
Source: RefSeq, a predicted model, not a curated record